AUGAGUAGUAAACCAAAGGUGCUUGAAGAUACGUGGACGUUCCAGGAAGUCGGCACGCCGUUUCCACAAAAUGCUGUUAAAGCCCACGGGCAGGCGAACAUGUACGUGGCGCUGGGGUACAAGCACGGCAAGCCGUUCAUGGGCCGGGCGUGGAACGAUUCGGGCGUCGUCCAGUGCUCCUUCAUCAUGAACGGCACCGUGCAGCAGGGCAAGGAGAUUGGCGGCUCUAUCCAGCUGCUUACCUACUCGAAGACACACUCCGAGGUCGGCUUCUGGUACGACUGGAUCCCGUUUACGCGGUGGAAGGAGGAGGAGGCACGCGACAUGUUCGCCGUCAGAUGCGGGGCUUCGGUGCCCGUGUUUUUACAGGAGAUGGUGUCUCUCGGUUACCUGGACACCGGCGAGGGCAAGGCGUACAUGCAAGUGGGCGAGCGGAAGUUCGAGACGGUCCCGUCCACCUCCCCAAAAUUCAACAACCUGCUCGUCCUCUGCCGUAUGAUCCACGGUGGACCUCCCCAUUGUCAGUGCCCCAUCUGCGCCACCUGCAAGACGAAAAAGCGCGCCCCAUUGAUGGUGAACGACUGGGUCGACUACAAGGAGGGCGAUCGGUUCCCGGUUGACAAGCCCGUGCACAUGGGCCUCGGUCGUGCCCUGGCGACACCGUGGGGCAACCAGGAGCAGUUCGUCGCCCUGUGGUAUCGCCACGGGAAGCCGGUAAUGGGCCGCGCCUGGAACGACUCGGGCAACAUUGGCGCGGCUUUUGUUGACCAAGGGCGAGUCUACCACGGGCGAACGGUGGGCAGCCUACAGCUCCUCGUCGAGCUCCCGCCACUCGUCGCCGGCUACGACUACAAGUGGAUCCCGUAUGAGGAGGUGGCUGCUAACCGUGAGGCGCCCGAAUGUCUGCCCCUCCAUAUGGACCACGUGGCCCCGUGCGUCAUCUGCAUCAACAACACCGAAAUCCUGGGCGGCAUCAACCUGAAGCUGGAGGUGGCCGAGUGCACGCUGCUCGACGGCACGCUGAAGCGCUACGAGGGCGGGCAGCUGAAGAAUUUCCUGGUGCUCUGCCGCAAGGAGCGCGACGACACGAUGUGGAUC
This is a messenger RNA of Mesorhabditis spiculigera, 1098 nucleotides long. Lineage: Eukaryota; Metazoa; Nematoda; Chromadorea; Rhabditida; Rhabditidae. The record is from the annotation of a GenBank genome assembly.